CCUCUCUUAAUUUCCUGAAUCGAAAAAAAAUCUUAGACCCAAGUGAGCAACCAUGCAAGAGACCGAGAAUUCAGCUCUGGAAAAACACGUCGCAGCCUUAGCGUUCCCAUUCGGCAGCCAUGCAGCCCCACUCCUGAGCCUCGUCAAUAGAAUUGCGACUGCAGCCCCGCAGGUGAAGUUCUCCUUCUUUAACACGCCUAUAUGCAACCGUUCCAUCUUCUCCGAUCCCACCAGCCAGGCGAAUAACAUAAAGCCCUACGACGUGCCCGACGGCACGCCGGAGGGCUAUGUGGCUACCAAGGACCCGAGCGAGGCAAUUGGGCUGUUUCUGAAGGCCGCGCUGGGGAGCUUUAGGAGCGUCAUCGAAGUGGCGGUGGCGGAGACGGGGAGGAAGAUCAGCUGCGUAAUGAGCGACGCAUUUUUAAGUUUUGCUGGGAAGAUGGCUGAGGAAAUGGAUGUUCCUUGGGUCCCGCUUUGGACGGCCGGACCUCGCUCCCUUCUCACCCACGUUGACACUGAGGUCAUCCGGCAAAGACUAGGAACUAACGUGUGUGGAGACCAAACCCUUGAUUUCAUUCCAGGAUUUUCCGCAAUACGUGUAGCCGAUUUGCCUGAGGGAGUGGUGUUAGGAAACUUGGACUCGCCCUUUUCAAAAAUGUUAUACAAUAUGGGAUUAAUGUUGCCGCAAGCCACUGCAGUUGCCAUAAACUCCUAUGAAGAGAUAGACCCUGUGGCGGUGAAUGAGCUUAAGUCGAGGUUUCAGAAUUUCCUCAACGUUGGUCCCUUCCCCUUAACAUGCCCACCACGAUUCAGUGCUGCUGAUGAGUAUGGCUGCCUAGAGUGGCUGGACAAGCAUCAGGCGGCAUCUGUGGCGUACAUUAGCUUUGGAAGUAUGAUGACACCGCCGCCGCAUGAGCUAGCAGCAUUGGCAGAAGCACUAGAAGCAACUGGGUUUCCAUUUCUUUGGUCAUUUAGAGGUCAUGCAAAGGAAAACUUGCCCAAGGGGUUUCUAGAAAGGACGAGUAAAAACGGAAAACUUGUUCCAUGGGCUCCCCAAAUGCAUGUCUUGCGACAUCCUUCAGUUGGAGUGUUUGUGACGCAUUGUGGAUGGAACUCGGUUUUGGAAACUAUCGUAGCCGGUGUGCCAAUGAUUUGCAGGCCAAUUAUUGGAGACCAGAAGCUGAACGCGAAGACCGUAGUGGUAGAAUGGGGAAUGGGUGUGGGGAUUGAGGGUGAGGUUUUCACUAAAGACGCAGUAGUGAAGGCCCUGGUGUUGACUUUGUCGAGUGAACAAGGGAAGAGAAUGAGAGGGAAAGCUGAAGCCCUCAGAGAGCUUGCCAUGAAAGCUGUUGUUGUACCUAAUGGCAGCUCUAAUGAAAGUUUCACGACCCUGGUUCAGAUAGUCGCCAAGUAAACUAUUUCUCAUAUUGCCUAGCUAGAUCGAGAAUAAAUAAGGAUUUACUACCCUAUGGACAACCACCUAAAGAGAGGAGAAAAAAGAAGAUCAAACUUUUAAUUAGUGAACAAUAACAUGC
Alnus glutinosa is the source of this 1535-nucleotide messenger RNA. RefSeq names its product flavonoid 3-O-glucosyltransferase-like. The transcript is spliced from 3 exons. Bases 53 to 1414 code for a protein of 453 amino acids. NCBI's taxonomy places the organism in Eukaryota, Viridiplantae, Streptophyta, Magnoliopsida, Fagales, Betulaceae. Gene Ontology annotation, molecular function: UDP-glycosyltransferase activity. The record is from RefSeq and is a predicted model, not a curated record.